This is a messenger RNA of Striga hermonthica, 1281 nucleotides long. The record is from the annotation of a GenBank genome assembly. Lineage: Eukaryota; Viridiplantae; Streptophyta; Magnoliopsida; Lamiales; Orobanchaceae.
AUGCAUGACUUAAAGCAAGAUGGUCAACCAUCUGAGUCAAAGGGGCCUUCUGAUGAAAUGUGGAAGGAGGACGAACCAUCUGCUCAGAAAUUAGCUAAGACAGAAAUCCAAGAUAAUUCAAGCAAACCAGAAAAUGCCAUUGUAAAGAGAAGCGGGAAAUCAUUGUGGAAUAUUUUUGCCGACAUUGUUCGUUUGCGUUGGUCCCCAUGUCUGGAAAGUCACGGCUCGGGCCAAAAGACGGAUGGAAAAAGCUCGCCUAAUCAGUCCACGAGUAGCGAAGCAUGGUUUUCUGGUCAUGAAGCAGAGAAAAAUGAAGGGACGAGCAUAACACAAGAUUUGUCUAGCAGGCGUCAAGAAGAAAAAACCCACUCUUUAGUUGGACAAAGUUCCAGCUCAUCAACUACAGAGGGCUGUCUAAAGAAUGCCAGAAUAAAUGAACCAUCUUCUUCAUCUGUUCUAGAAACUUCAGGCAUAGAAGUUCCUGAAGGCUCCUCCGCAAUGGUUGACUCCUCAAUUUCUUUACCAGCAUUAAGCCUUCGAAAGUUUUCUUCUAUGAGAGGAGGCUUAGAGACUAAAGAAGCUAAAGAAGAAAAUCCAUCUGAAAGCGGUGUGAACAUAGAGAAACAAGAAUCAUCAUCGGUUAGUGAGGGGGAGGUACAACAAAAAAGACUUCAGAGAAAAGAUCAAAUCGUGAAAGAUAGAUUUGAUGAGUGGGAAGAAGCAUACAUGCUUGAAGCAGAGCAGAGAAAAAUCGAUGAAAUGUUUAUGAGGGAAGCACUCUUGGAAGCCAAAAAAGCUGCUGACAAGUGGGAGGUACCAAUGGGGGCUGUGCUAGUGCACAAUGGAAAGAUAAUUGCUCGUGGGUGCAAUCUGGUAGAAGAGAUGCGUGACUCGACUGCUCAUGCAGAAAUCAUACGUAUACGAGAGGCUUCAAACAUGCUCCGGACAUGGAGGCUUUCGGAAACUACACUCUAUAUUACACUUGAACCUUGCGCGAUGUGUGCUGGAGCAAUAUUCCAAGGUCGAAUAGACACUGUUGUAAGGGGAGCCCCUAAUAAGCUCCUCGGAGCCGAUGGUAGCUGGAUUAGGCUUUUCCCAGUUGGUGAAGGAGGAAACAGAGACUUGGAAGCAGAGCAGAGAAAAAUCGAUGAAAUGUUUAUGAGGGAAGCACUCUUGGAAGGCAAAAAAGCUGCUGACAACUGGGAGGUACCUGGGGGCUGUGCUAGUGCGCAAUGGAAAGAUAAUUGCUCGUGGGUGCAAUCUGGUAGAAGAGAUGCGUGA